Messenger RNA from Orbicella faveolata, 678 nucleotides. Its product is annotated as E3 ubiquitin-protein ligase MARCH2-like. Lineage: Eukaryota; Metazoa; Cnidaria; Anthozoa; Scleractinia; Merulinidae. The record is from RefSeq and is a predicted model, not a curated record.
AUGGAUGUGGAUUAUAAUCGAUCAGAGGAUUUUCAGCGUAAUGAAAGAGUUCACUCGCCUUUGUCAACUGAAUGUCUCAAUGUCAAUGAAAGUGACAACUCUACACGAGACUGUCGGAUCUGCCAGACAUCUGGAAACUCUGAGGCAGAAAAAGGAGAGCUCAUUGUUAGUCCUUGUGAUUGCAGAGGUAGCCUCGGUUUCGUGCACAAGCUGUGCAUGGAGAAAUGGCUGGGCCUGCGCAACCAAGACACUUGUGAACUGUGUCAUUUUAAGUUCGAGACCAAGAGAAGAUUUAAACCUCUACACGAGUGGCAUCUUGGUCAAGUCGCGGAAAUGCUAAGCAGCGACGAGAAAGGAAUCCUUGUUCUUGGAUUUGUAAACUUCAUACUUCUGAUUCUCGAGAUCCCCUUUGUCUACUACGUCAUCAAAGUCAACGCAAGAUAUUUCUUGGAUCAAAUAAAUGACGCGGAUCCAACUCACGAAAAAUCUUCGGAGAUUUAUACUCUCCUUUUGGUAUUACUUCUGAUCUUUACAAUUUUGUUGUUUCUGUCAUCCAUCACUUUCACUGUGCUUGGCUUUAAGGUGUUCCGCAAAAUUUUGAGGUUUAGUAGAGAGGUUGCUCUGAUCAUUCCCAUAAAGCAUCUGGAAGAGCCAUUGGAAGACGAACAUGUCGUGUGA